Molecule: messenger RNA, 2368 nt
Organism: Actinia tenebrosa (Australian red waratah sea anemone)
Lineage: Eukaryota; Metazoa; Cnidaria; Anthozoa; Actiniaria; Actiniidae
Source: RefSeq, a predicted model, not a curated record
AGCAACCACAAAAGCCAAGAAGUCAAUAAGUAAAGCUAAAAAAAUGUGAGCAAAAAAGACGAAUUUAAUCCGAAUAGAAGAGCCAAAGGAGGUCUAAAAGACCUAAAAUAUCUCCUACGGUUCAUAAAGAUGGUUUGCUGGUUGAUUUUUGGCAAGUUUUUGUCUUUUUGUUGUAGAAAUAGCCAUUUGAAGUGAUUGUACGCGCUUGCAGAAAUUUGACUUUGUAAACACUUUCUUCAAAAACUACUUCGCAAAAGGAGUCGAAAUCUUUAAAUAUUAUAAGCGAGGACAAUGGAGGAAGAAAAAAUAAAGAAGUUCCCAUCUGAAUCAAUCCAAAGUGAAGAGGAAGAGACGAGGGAUGACGCUGAAAUGGCUGAAGAAGAACCUUCAAAGUACGACUCAGCUCUUAUGUCAGAUUCAAAAUCUAGUAUUUCUUCAACUGCUUUUAGCAGGACAGAAACUCCCGAUGAACAGACUUAUGGACUUCCAAUUGAUACAAUCAAAACAAAGCACGAAGACGAUCCUGAAAAGUUAAAAAAAGACAUAGCAGCAAGAGGGAUAAUCGUACCUAGUCAAAAACUUUCAGAGCAUUCAUCAUUAAGGGGUUCAUUGAUGUCUACUGCGUUAGUUAGCGAACGUAUGUCUGAAAAUGAUUUGAAUCAGGAUAUUCCAGACAGCGAGGAAUCUAUAAUACCUUUGGAACCAGCUGCAAAUGUAGAUACUGAUUUGAUUGACAGCCGUCCAUCAAGUGCGAGCACAAGCCUGAGCGUAGAAGUACCUUUGAAAGUAGAACAAACUGACUCAGAAUCUGAGCAAAAGCUUUCCUCGCAUUCGCCGGAGCUAGUCAGGGUUGGUGAAAGAGAGACUAGUUUUAUAUCUCGRCAAGGAAAUAUAACAGUGGAAUUGUCGUCAACUUGUACGCAAACUGAAAGCAGCUGGCUCAAGGACUUAGAAUUUUAUGAAGAAAUUUCACACUUUCGGCCAGAGUGGAUAGAUGAAAUGAAGGCAAUCAAACAAAGGAAAGAAUCAAAAUCCUCAUCAGGUAGUGCAAAAGUCACUUUUUUCAAGCGCCGAAAAAAGAAAUCUGGGACUGAGCCAAGAUCAGCAGCAUCUCCUUAUGCRGAGAAAAGAGUCAGAUCUCGUAUUGAUGCAGACGAAAAGAUAGAAAAAGAAGAGGAAGAAGUAAAAGAAGAAGAAAAACUUUCCAGAGAAACAAGUUUCCAACAAUCAAGACAAUCGUUUCCUUCUCCCUCACCACAAACACCGAUACGAGAGGAUGACAUGCUUUACCGGCCGCCAACAGUAGAGAUGUCAUCGGAAAGCAGCUCUGAAGAGGAGUACGAGUACUCACCUGACGAGAGUACCUUUAUACCUAGUAUAGGUCCUCCCUCUAUACUACAAUAUAUCAAAGAAUCACAGCAGCCUCCGAUGAUGAAGGAAGAAGCCGACAGCAGGGACGAGGCACUUGGGAGUGAAAAUUUAAGAAGAAGCUUAUUUUCUGGUCCUUGUAUGUUCUGUAAGAAGGAGAUACUGCCUUUCCCAACAGAAGAAGAGAUUGAAAAUACUGAUCUUAAGUCUAGUGAUCUUUUCUGCUGUUCACAGUACAAAAACUAUAUCAAACUAGAACUGGCUAAUAACAAAUCAUUUAUGAGAGAUGAGUUGAUUGACAUCAAGCCACACCCACCUUUUGGAACAAAGGCCGCUCGGAAAGCUGCAAAGGAACGAGCUGCUGAACGAGCAAGACAACGAGAAAUGGACAGACAGAAAGCAGCUGGAGCAAGUGCAGCGGCCAAUCAAAACUUCUAUGCAUGCGCUUCCUUUGGACAUUGUUUAUAUCCUGUCAAUAACCAUCAUCACCAUUGUCCAUCAUCGUCAUCAUCAUCAAAAUCAGUAUCAUUAUCAGCAACAGUAUCCUCAUCUUCAUCAUCACACCAUCAUCUUCAGUAUCAUCUUCAAGGUAUCAUCAUCAUUCAUCAUAAUCAGUAUCAUCAGUAGCAUCAGUAGCAUCAUUUCUUUACUGUCAAAAUAACCCAAACAUUACACCUCAUGGUAAGAGAACAUUACAUUAGUAAAUAAGCAGUUCUGGGUGUUACAUAACAAAGCAGUAAUCUCAAAAUAGAUAUUCCAAAUGUUUGUUUGAAAGCUUCAGUAAAUCUUGUCUGAAAGAAGGAUAAUUCAGUGGGAAGUUUGGUAGGUGAGGGGAGCUGCCAUCUCGAAAAUCAACUUAUAAUUCGAAAUAUUAAAACUCAUAAUUUGCAUACCUGAAUAUUCCUUAGCAUGGCUCUAGUGUUACACGUUUCAACCACUUUGUGAGUUUCUGGUUUUAGCCYCCCCCUUUUUCCUUCACAACCACUAUUCCCCCUCGUGA